Messenger RNA from Hyalella azteca, 1214 nucleotides. RefSeq lists its product as uncharacterized. Bases 18 to 1214 code for a protein of 398 amino acids. Lineage: Eukaryota; Metazoa; Arthropoda; Malacostraca; Amphipoda; Hyalellidae. The transcript is spliced from 3 exons. The record is from RefSeq and is a predicted model, not a curated record.
GUCAGUAAUUCCAGCCAAUGCACGCGCGUUCUCUCAACGUUAGCUCCGACAAUACCAAAAUGGAGAAGCUGACAGAAUUUGUUUCGAAAUCUUUUGAUCCGAAGAAAAGUGCACUGAGCGUUCAUUAUUUGGCGCAGUCAGCUGCUAAAACAGACCCAGCAAGUGAAGAUCUCACUAAAUCAAGCCACGUGAAGAACAGAUUGGAGUUUCCAGAUCAAGGCAACCAGGAUCACUUCGAGACCAGCGAUCUCGGUUUCGUGGAAGAGGACGAAGCUUUGCCUCUGGUGUGCCAUAAGAAAGAAACUCCCUCACCCGUAAAUCUAAACGAUUCCCCGGACAUCGACUCAAACGAAUUCAAUACGCAUAACGAAACCAUGCUUCUUGCAAAAGAUGAUCUUCGGAAAAGGGUUCUGGGAUUCCCUUCAAAUAUUCCAAAUGAACUUCACAGGCUAGCCAAUCUUUCCCAAUUGCACAAUUUGAGCAGCCUGCUGCCUCCUACCGCGCAUCAUCCGUUGACCUACCAACUACCGUUGUUCUUCAGUCAUCAUCAGAAUUCAACAAGACAAUCGAUAGCUGAACACCAAAAGGACUUUCACCAACACCUGUCAUCCCGGGGUUUUGUAUCCUUCCCACCUUUCACGUCCCCUCGGCACUCCCCCACACGUACACCAGAGGGUAUUUCCCCUCCCACUCUUCCCCGAGUACUGAACCUCUUCCCCGAUAGGAGCCCCGGUCGUUACCCUGACAAUAACUCCAAAAUCGGGGAAACAAACUCUUCUUCUCAUGCAUCCCCCGGCUCUGCGUCGCAUGACGAGGAUGAAGACAUUGAUGUAGAGGCACCUCCCUCUCCCAAGAUCAACAAACCAAUAAAUUCGUCAUCAGAUAACCGAAGUGAUUCACCAGUAACGGCUGAAGAAGGUCUGGUUUCAGAGAAGCCAGCAAUGAACGAAAAUCGGGAACAGGAGCGCGGGAACAAGAAGCAAGGAAUGGAUGCUGAUUAUUCUACGAGUUCUUCACUAAGCAUAGAUACUUUGAAAUCUUUAGCGACUCACGAUCAGAAGGAUUCAUGCAACGAUGAUUUUUCCAACUCCUGUGAAGUAAACACCGACAAAAUUAACGUUUAUAAUAACAACAACAACAACCCUGGGUUUCUGAAGAUCAAACCACAAUCGAAGACCCGCCACAUCCUGCAGACCUUCGCUGUGCUGAACUAG